CAUUAGCAGUUUCUGUAUAUUCAUCCGCCUUCGUAACGACCGCCAUUUUGACAAGGGUUGGUUUUAUUCGUGUAUUCUAUCCGCCAUCAUCAAAGAUUUACCAGCCCAAAGUCGGUAAAGAAAAUAAGGAACAACAUCAAACGUAUCCAAAGUUAUGGCGGAUGCAGACAAAUUAAAUAUAGACAGCAUAAUUGCACGACUUUUAGAAGUUCGAGGCUCCAGAUCUGGCAAAAAUGUUCAGCUGACAGAAAAUGAAAUCAGGGGCCUUUGCUUGAAAUCCAGAGAAAUAUUUCUCAGCCAACCAAUUCUGUUGGAGCUAGAAGCUCCAAUAAAGAUCUGUGGUGACAUUCAUGGCCAGUAUUAUGAUCUCCUACGUUUGUUUGAAUAUGGUGGUUUCCCACCAGAGAGCAACUACUUAUUCUUGGGAGACUAUGUAGACAGAGGCAAACAGUCACUAGAGACGAUAUGUUUGCUCUUAGCUUAUAAAAUCAAGUAUCCAGAGAAUUUCUUUCUCUUACGAGGGAACCAUGAGUGUGCAAGCAUUAACAGAAUAUAUGGUUUUUAUGAUGAAUGUAAAAGGCGGUACAAUAUUAAGUUGUGGAAGACAUUUACAGACUGCUUCAAUUGUCUGCCCAUUGCUGCAAUCAUUGAUGAGAAAAUAUUCUGCUGCCAUGGUGGUUUAAGUCCAGAUCUGCAAUCCAUGGAACAGAUCCGCCGUAUCAUGCGGCCCACAGAUGUGCCAGACCAGGGGUUGCUGUGUGAUCUGCUCUGGUCAGACCCAGACAAGGAGACAAUGGGCUGGGGAGAGAACGACAGAGGAGUUUCCUUCACAUUUGGAGCAGAAGUGGUUGCCAAAUUUCUUCACAAACAUGAUUUGGAUUUGAUAUGUAGGGCGCAUCAGGUUGUGGAAGAUGGAUAUGAAUUCUUUGCAAAGAGGCAGCUAGUCACAUUAUUUUCUGCCCCAAACUAUUGCGGGGAAUUCGAUAACGCUGGUGCUAUGAUGAGUGUGGAUGAGACACUUAUGUGUUCGUUUCAGGUGAGAAAAUAUUUAUAAACAAGCUUAUCUGUAAAUGGAAUAUUUUUUGCAUGAAACUGCAGAAAAAAAGCUUUUUCCUUUACAUGCUUUCAGACUUGGCUUUGUAUUGCACAUAUUUUCAUUUCCCCCCAAAAUAUAAGGUAAAAUGAUACAUCAACUUUGAACAUUAUACUGCAGCUUGUUGUCAAAGUAUUUCAUUUUGUGCUGUAAAUGCAUGUGUAUUAUAAGCCUUUGG
This is a messenger RNA of Lingula anatina, 1271 nucleotides long. Its product is annotated as serine/threonine-protein phosphatase PP1-alpha catalytic subunit. Gene Ontology annotation, cellular component: cytoplasm; nucleus. Gene Ontology annotation, molecular function: protein serine/threonine phosphatase activity. The record is from RefSeq and is a predicted model, not a curated record. NCBI's taxonomy places the organism in Eukaryota, Metazoa, Brachiopoda, Lingulata, Lingulida, Lingulidae.